This is a messenger RNA of Cavia porcellus (domestic guinea pig), 2546 nucleotides long. It is a transcript of the gene Slc39a8, whose product is annotated as solute carrier family 39 member 8. Gene Ontology annotation, cellular component: plasma membrane. NCBI's taxonomy places the organism in Eukaryota, Metazoa, Chordata, Mammalia, Rodentia, Caviidae. The coding region runs from base 557 to 1930 and encodes 457 amino acids. Gene Ontology annotation, molecular function: zinc ion transmembrane transporter activity; monoatomic cation:bicarbonate symporter activity. The transcript has 9 exons. The record is from RefSeq and is a predicted model, not a curated record. Gene Ontology annotation, biological process: intracellular monoatomic cation homeostasis; zinc ion import across plasma membrane.
GGCUUCUGUCCCCCGCCGCCUUCUUCUCGUCGUCUCAGCCCCGAGGCCCCAGAGAGGCGAGGUCCUUUCCUCCCGCUGACUUGCUCUGGCCCUUUCGGGGUGCGUAGUUGGGGGCUGCGCAGUCUACGGCGAGGCCUGGUUUCACUUUGUGCCCGGCAGAUACAACCUUUGUCCCUAAACACCACUUGGCAUCGCAUGAACUCGCUGGGCUCACACCCGAGCCAGCGCGUCGUGACCCUCAUCCGAACAAACAAACCGCCUGUGAUCUGCGGAUGUUCCGCCGGCGCAGGAAGGGCUCCGUCCGCCCUGCACACUCCUGACUCGGCUUCCUCUUUCUCCCGAGGGUCAGAAGUGCGACCAAAGCAAUUCCUGUCGGUCUCCGAGACCAUGCGGGGCUGCCGGCUGCAGUCCAGGACGCCGACAGCACCGAGGCUCCGCGCCAGGCCGGGUCCGCACCGCCGAUCGCCCCGCGCCGCCCCGAGGCCCUGACUCGGCCGCGGCCCCGACUGGACCCGCCCCGCUCGGCCCGACCCGCUCCCGGACCGCCCUCCCGGCCAUGGCUGUGGCGGCCGCGCUGCUGCUGCUGGCCGCGCCCGCCCUCGGUGCGCAGGCCCCCACGCGCGCCUUCAGCGAGGACGUGCUCAGCACCUUCGGCGCCAACCUCAGCCUCUCGGCCGCGCAGCUCGGGCUGCUGUUCGGGGAGCUGGGCGCGGGCCACGGCGGCCACGCGGGAGCCACGGCACCCGGCGCGCUUCACUUCAACCAGUGCUUGUCAGCCGAGGAGAUCUUCGCCCUGCAUGGCUUCUCCAAUGCCAGCCGGAUCACCAGCGCCGACUUCCCCAGCAUCUGCCCGGCCGUGCUGCAGCAGCUGACCUUCCACCCCUGCGAGGCCCAGCCCAGGCCCUCUUCCAAGCCCAGCUUGUCACAAGUCUGGGGCUACGGGCUGCUCUCCGUCACCAUCAUCAACCUGGCCUCACUCCUCGGCUUGGUCCUGACCCCGCUCCUCAAGAAGUCCUACUUCCCCAAGAUCCUGACCUACUUUGUCGGGCUGGCCAUCGGGACUCUUUUUUCCAACGCAAUUUUCCAGCUUAUUCCAGAGGCAUUUGGAUUUAAUCCCAAAGUUGACAGCUAUGUGGAGAAGGCGGUGGCUGUGUUUGGAGGAUUUUACCUGCUUUUCUUUUUUGAAAGAACACUUAAGAUGUUACUAAAGACCUACGGGCAGCACGAUCACGCCCACUUCGGGAAAGACGACUUCAGCCCUCCUGACAAGACGCACCCUCCUAAAGCGCUGCCUGCCGUCAACGGGGUGAUGUGCUACGCCAACCCCGCUGUCACGGAGUCCAACGGGCAGGUGCACUUCGACUGCACCAGCGUGGUGUCCCUGCAGGAGGGCAAAAAGGAGUCCAGUUCUUCUGGCUGUCUGAAGGGCCCCAAGCUAUCUGAAAUCGGGACGAUUGCCUGGAUGAUCACACUCUGCGACGCCCUCCACAACUUCAUUGAUGGCCUGGCCAUCGGGGCAUCCUGCACGCUGUCCCUGCUGCAGGGCCUCAGCACGUCCAUCGCCAUCCUGUGUGAGGAGUUUCCUCAUGAGCUUGGGGACUUUGUGAUCCUGCUGAAUGCGGGGAUGAGCACACGGCAGGCCUUGCUGUUCAACUUCCUCUCCGCCUGCUCCUGCUACGUGGGACUGGCUUUUGGCAUCUUGGUGGGCAAUAAUUUUGCCCCGAAUAUCAUCUUUGCGCUGGCUGGGGGCAUGUUCCUCUACAUUUCUCUGGCGGAUAUGUUCCCGGAGAUGAACGACAUGCUCAGGGAGAAGGUGACAGGGAGGAAGAAGGACUUCACUUUCUUCCUGAUCCAGAACGCGGGGAUGCUGACGGGCUUCACUGCCAUCCUGCUCAUCACCUUGUACGCCGGGGACAUCGAGCUGGAGUGACGGAUGCCCGUGGCGGUGUCCUUAAGGAAGGCAGUUCACAAAUAAAUCAUCUCCAGAGGGAUUUCUAUGCUUACUUAGUUAAAAGAUGCUUUUGUUUUAAAACAUAGGUCAAGAAAACUGAUUAUUGGUUUCAGAUCUAUGAAAGAGACUCUCAUUUGUUGUCAAAAUGCUUCAAAAGGUGUUCAGUUCGGGUCUGAAACGCCUGGUGUGUGAGGCAUUCGGUGAAGGCCCGGUUUCCAGUGGCUCAUACACAUUAACAAAUCACCAGGAAUGCAUUUUAUAAUCACAUCGACUUGGCAUCGAGAUCUAGGGAAAGACGCAGGAUAGGUCAUGCGAGGCUUUAAAACUCAGUGGGAUCAGUUUCAAGCGGUUUCACAGUGGUUUUCUUUCAAUUAAUUUGUUCUAGGGCUUCAAGAGCAGGUACCUGAAAAUGUGGAAGAAAAACAAAACACACAACACAGAUAUAAGUGAUCCCACGGCCUCAGUGAACCCAAGAAAGAAAGACUGUGCUGAGCGUUUGUUCUGUUUUGUAUUGCCGUCAGGAUCUUGUAACACUGUGUUAAAAGCCUUCCAAAAUAAUUUGAACUAAUAAAUAAAUAAAGACUGGUGAGCCCUA